Molecule: messenger RNA, 798 nt
Organism: Hydra vulgaris (swiftwater hydra)
Lineage: Eukaryota; Metazoa; Cnidaria; Hydrozoa; Anthoathecata; Hydridae
Product: E3 ubiquitin-protein ligase MARCHF1
Biological process (GO): antigen processing and presentation of peptide antigen via MHC class II; immune response; protein polyubiquitination
Cellular component (GO): late endosome membrane; lysosome; cytoplasm
Molecular function (GO): zinc ion binding; ubiquitin protein ligase activity; MHC protein binding
Source: RefSeq, a predicted model, not a curated record
AAUAUCUGAAAAUUUAUUAUUUUUUUACACAGAAAAAUGUAGUCACAGCAACUUUCUAAACGUUUCUUUACAAAGAACUAUAGUUAAUAAUGGUUACAGUUAACCAAAAGACCCAGGAGGAUACUUUGAGCCCAUCAACUCGCUCUGGAACUUCUUGUACUGUUGAAAUUUGCAAAAUAUGCCACAGUGAAUCAACAAAAGAUGAUGCAUUUAUUUCUCCAUGCCUUUGUUCAGGUUCAUUACUUUAUGUUCAUCAAAGUUGCAUACAAAAAUGGAUUAAAGUGACUGGUGCUAAAAAUUGCGAACUAUGUCAGUAUCAUUUUAACAUUGACUCCACAACCAGUCCGAUAAGAAAGUGGAAGCGUUUAGAAUUAUCGCAUAGCGAACGUCGCAAAAUAUUAUGUUCAGUUGCUUUUCAUAUUGUGGCUGUCACAUGUAUUGUUUGGUCUUUAUGGGUCCUUAUUGAUCGCACUGCAGAAGAAGUUAAGGGAGGCAAUUUGAAAUGGCCAUUUUGGACUAAACUUGUUGUUGUAGCUAUCGGCUUUAUCGGUGGAGUUGUUUUUAUGUAUGUUCAGUGUAAAGUUUAUGUACAUUUAUUUACGCGACUAAAGGCUUAUAAUCGUGUACUUUUUGUAAAGAAUGUUUCAGAAAUAGAAAAAGAGAGAUUUAAACUUCGAUUAAUUGAAGAAAAAGAUAUUGUUUAAUGGCUUCACUUAGAUCCAACAGUUAAAUUGGAGUUUCAUGUUUAUUUCAAUUAAAGACUUUUUCCUAAAAAGUAUAAAUCAACUUAAAACUUCA